This is a messenger RNA of Aspergillus saccharolyticus JOP 1030-1, 1842 nucleotides long. RefSeq names its product GMC family oxidoreductase. Gene Ontology annotation, molecular function: oxidoreductase activity, acting on CH-OH group of donors; flavin adenine dinucleotide binding. Gene Ontology annotation, biological process: secondary metabolite biosynthetic process. Lineage: Eukaryota; Fungi; Ascomycota; Eurotiomycetes; Eurotiales; Aspergillaceae. Bases 1 to 1842 code for a protein of 613 amino acids. The transcript is spliced from 4 exons. The record is from RefSeq and is a predicted model, not a curated record.
AUGCUCUUACCUCUGGGACCUCUCUUUCUUUACCUUUAUAUCGCAGCCACAGGUGCUCACAGCCAUGCUGAAAAACUGCGGCGUGUCGACGAAGGCUCUUUCGGAAUCAAUGCUGUCUUCGACUAUGUUGUCGUUGGCGGCGGCACUGCAGGGGUGACUAUAGCCUCUCGCUUGGCUGAAAAUGGACACAAAGUCGCACUUGUCGAAGCUGGAGACUUCUACGAAACAACUUAUCCGCUAGCAAAAAUCCCUGGCAUGGCCAUCGUCGGUACUGGGGCGGAUGUGCGGACAGCGACACCCAUUGACUGGAAACUUGUUGCGAAAGCUGUGCCCGGUGCCAACUAUCGUGAUAUACACUAUGCCAGAGGCAAAUGCGUGGGGGGAUCAUCGGCACAAAACCUCAUGAUAUACAAUCGGCCUGAUACUGGCACGAUGAAGCGCUGGGCUGAGCUCGUUCAGGAUAAUAGUUAUACCUUUGACCGAGUCCUUCCCUUCUUCCAGCGUACUCCCGCCUUCGUACCUCCAGAUAAUGCGGAACGUCCGCCCAAUGCCUCGGCGGGCUACGACCCAGCUGCUUUCAUCGAGGGUGGGCCAUUACAGGUGUCUUACCCCCUGGAUAGCGUUGCGUUCUCGAGUUGGAUGCAGCGCGCGAUGCAUGCCAUCGGUGUUGUCGAGACCCCCGACUUUAACAGGGGCACGUUAUCCGGAGCUCAGUAUUCUAGCCUAACCAUCUGCUCGUCUGAUAGAACCAGGAGCAGCUCAGAGGCCUCUUUUGGACAGAGUGAUGACGAUCUAUCCAAGGUUAAGCUAUAUACGAGAACGAUGGCUAAGAGAAUUAUCUUCGACGCCACUAAGAGAGCGACAGGGGUGGUGGUUCGGACCGAUCAUUUGACAUCAAUGUAUACACUACAAGCCACACGCGAGAUCAUAGUUUCGGCAGGUACAUUUCAUAGUCCACAACUUCUGAUGGUAUCGGGCAUUGGGCCCGCGGAACUUCUGGGCGAGCAUGAUAUACAGCAAAUCGUCAAUCUCCCUGGUGUCGGACAGAAUAUGUGGGACCACAUCACGUUCGGACCUACAUAUCGAGUCGCAAUGCAGACUCUAGCUAGUGUCCCAACGAGGCCUGGAUAUCUGGCACAACUAAUUCGCCAAUACACCACUGAGCGAAGAGGACUGUUGACGAACCCAGGCGGCGAUUACAUGGGGUUUGAAAAGAUUCCAGAGCACUUGCGGGGAGGCUUUUCCGACGAGACAAACCAGAACCUAUCGUGGUUCGCUCCCACCUGGCCGGAAGCGGAGUAUCUCUCCGCGGCCCUUUACAUAGGUGACUAUGCGGACCCUUUCUUCAGGCAGCCCACAGACGGCGCACAAUAUGCUACCAUUCUAGGCAUAUUACUCGUAUCCACAUCUCGCGGAAACGUCACAAUAUCUUCUAGCGAUACAGACGAUCUCCCCAUCAUCAACCCAAACUGGCUUGCAACAGAGUCAGAUGCACAAGUCUGUGUGGCCAUAUAUCGACGACUUCGUGAGGCAUUUCGAGCCAUUGCUCCUAUUGUGGUUGGAGACGAAUACUUCCCUGGCAAUCAAUUCCAGACUGACGAUCAGCUCCUUGAUGUCAUUCGAAACACCGUCAUGACCAUCUAUCAUGCUGCCUGCACAUGCAAGAUGGGGACCAGCUCCGAUCCCAUGGCAGUCGUGGACAAUCGAGCGAGAGUGUUUGGGGUUAGUGGGUUGAGAGUGGUGGACGCGAGUGCGUUUCCGCUCCUACCCCCAGGACACCCCCAAUCAGUUGUUUGUAUGUGGCUUCUCAGUCAAUUCUUUAGGGGUAUGCCGUCAUACUGA